Chrysochloris asiatica (Cape golden mole) is the source of this 1866-nucleotide messenger RNA. It is a transcript of the gene CFI, whose product is annotated as complement factor I. The transcript has 14 exons. The coding region runs from base 1 to 1866 and encodes 621 amino acids. The record is from RefSeq and is a predicted model, not a curated record. Gene Ontology annotation, molecular function: serine-type endopeptidase activity; protein binding. Gene Ontology annotation, biological process: proteolysis. NCBI's taxonomy places the organism in Eukaryota, Metazoa, Chordata, Mammalia, Afrosoricida, Chrysochloridae. Gene Ontology annotation, cellular component: membrane.
AUGGUGGCCGUUUUUCUACCUUCAUCCUUUGGAGUAUUCUGCAACAUUGAAUACCUGAGUGUCACCUCAUGGGAUAAAGUGAAUUCUUCUCAGUGUCCUGUCUUUGCUGUUCUUCUUCACUAUUCACUCAGUGAAUACCAGGCGCUAUGCCAGAUGUUGGACACAGAGCACACUUUAACAUCAGAAACAUCUCAAAAGGAUCUCUUAGACAAACAGUGCUUAAAAGAAAAAUACACGCAUCUCUCCUGUAAUAAAGUCUUCUGCCAACCGUGGCUGAAGUGCAUCGACGGGACCUGUAUUUGUAAACUCCCUUAUCAGUGCCCAAAAAAUGGUACAACGGUGUGUUCAACUACUGGAAGAAGCUACUCAACUUACUGUCAGCAAAAGAGCUUUGAAUGCCUUCGUCCACAGGCAAAGUUUUUAAAUAAUGGCUUAUGCGUAGCAGAAGGACAAUUCAGUGUUUCCUUGAAGUAUGGAAACACAAGCUCAGAGGGACUUGUUGAAGUAAAACUUGUGGACCAAGAUAAGAAGAUGUUCAUCUGUCAAAACAGUUGGAGCAUAACACAGGCCAAUGUGGCUUGCCAGGACCUUGGAUUUCAACAAGGUGCUCUUGAUACUCAAAGAAGCUUUGGAGAUAUAAAUGCCACUGACUGCCUGCAUGUACACUGCCAAGGACUAGAGACCAGUUUGGCUGAAUGUACUUUUACUAAGAGCAGAACUGCCCAGAACCGGGAUUUAGCUGGCGUAGUGUGUUACACAGAGAACACCACAGAUUCUGCACCAAAGAACUCCUUUCACUGUGUGAAUGGGAAGCACAUUCCUCUGAAGAAGGCCUGUGAUGGUCUCAAUGACUGUGGAGACCAAAGCGAUGAGUUGUGUUGUAAAGAGUGUCAAGGUGAAAGUUUCCAUUGUAGAUCAGGUGUGUGUAUUCCAAAAGAGAACAAAUGCAAUGGGGAGGUCGACUGUAUCACCGGAGAAGAUGAGGUUGGCUGUGAAGAAGCUGGACAUCCUAAAAUUCAAGAAGAAAUGGAAAUCUUGACAGCUGAUAUGAAUGCAGAAAGAAAACGUAUAAAAUCAUUUUUACCUAAGCUAUCCUGUGGAGUUAAAGAGAGCACGCAUACUCGAAGGAAACGAAUCGUGGGAGGAUUGGCAGCACAAUUGGGGGACUUCCCAUGGCAGGUGGCCAUCAAAGAAGAUGAUAAAUUAAACUGUGGAGGAAUUUAUAUUGGUGGUUGUUGGGUUCUGACUGCUGCACAUUGUGUCAGACCCAGUAAAGUUCAUCGUUACCAAAUAUGGACAACAUUACUCAACUGGUUAAAACCUAAUUCUGAGAUCGAAAUUUGGUAUGUGAACAAAAUUAUUAUGCAUGAAAACUACAAUGGAGCCACCUUUGAAAAUGAUAUCGCUUUGAUUGAAAUGAAACCACUUCCAAGGAAAAAAGAAUGUAAGCUGUCAGGAUCAGUCCCUGCCUGCGUCCCCUGGUCUCCAUAUCUAUUCCAACCCAAUGACACAUGUAUCGUGUCUGGCUGGGGUAGAGAAAAAGAUAACCAAAAAGUCUUUUCACUUAAGUGGGGUGAAGUUAACUUAAUAAGUAACUGCUCUAAGUUUUACUCAGAUCGCUACUACGAAAAAACGAUGGAAUGUGCAGGUACAAAGGACGGCUCCAUCGAUGCCUGUAAAGGGGACUCUGGAGGUCCCUUAGUCUGUAUGGAUGUUAACAAUGUGGCCUAUGUUUGGGGUGUUGUCAGUUGGGGUGAAAACUGUGGACGUCCAGAAUCCCCAGGUGUUUAUACCAAAGUGGCUCAUUAUUUUGACUGGAUUAGCAAUCAUGUGGGAAGGUCUCUUAUUUCUCAACACAAUGUGUAA